AAUAAUCAUGUCUCAGAACCCGGCCCAGCGCAUCUAUCAGUGCGAGUUUUGCUCAUUCACGGCGAAGCAGAAAAGGAAUCUGGAGGCGCACAAGUCCACACACACUGGUGAAAAACCACACUUGUGCCCGAAUUGUGAAUCCGCCUUCGCCGAUCCAUCUGCUCUCGUUCGCCAUCGCAAAGCAAAACACGGGUACGAAACGAAAGGGCGUCGUACCAGCCCGCAGAUUCCAACAGGAGACGGCGUGUUCGUUCACGAACCCCAUUUCGGUGGUCCCGCGGGACAGUCACCCUACCCAGUCCAGACUAUGCCGCAUCAGACGUACAGCACCCCAUCAUCACAGCCGGGAAACAGUGGGUACAGCACGUACCCGCCUUGCCAUAAUGCAAGUCAGCCAGCGCCCUACCCGACAGACUCCUACUACCGGCAGCAAGCUAUGCAGAAUGGUAGCAUGAUGGGGUCCGACCAAGUACAAGGCGCGAUCGGCCGCCAGGACCAUGGCACUUCCGCAGGCUACUCGUACCAGUCUCCCCAGGCUGGUAAUCCCCAGUACGACGGGUACGGCCAGCUCAUCGACUACCCCGCCUACAAUCAGGUUCCUUCUGGCUGGCCUAACACUGCUGUGUAUCCUGUGCCGCCGAACGGCUAUGACCAUCAGCAGCAGUGGCCGGACUCGUACGGGUCCACGAACAGGAACCCCUUCGCUUAA
This is a messenger RNA of Coniophora puteana RWD-64-598 SS2, 709 nucleotides long. RefSeq lists its product as uncharacterized. The record is from RefSeq and is a predicted model, not a curated record. Gene Ontology annotation, cellular component: nucleus. The transcript has 4 exons. Gene Ontology annotation, biological process: regulation of gene expression. Lineage: Eukaryota; Fungi; Basidiomycota; Agaricomycetes; Boletales; Coniophoraceae. Bases 8 to 709 code for a protein of 233 amino acids.